CAAAUUUUCAGCUGUUGUGUAAGUAACUAUAAUUCAGAGUGAUCAAUGCGGAACAGAGCAUUUUUUCUUCUACUAUACAUUAUUUCGUCAUCGGAUGUUUGCAGCGCUGAAGUAGCACGAAAGAGGGACGUUCGCAGAAAGCUAGCAGAGCUUUCUAGGAAACCCAGUCCAACUAUUAUUUCGCCCACUUAUGUGGAAAGUGCGGAGGUAGAAAGUGCAGGAUGCCCAACCAUUAUUCGAACGGACACUCACUUGAAGCUGAAAACUGCUCCAAGCCCAACCAUUAUUCGGGCACCCUCUCAUUUGAGGAUAGGAACUGCUCUGAGACCAACCAUUAUUCGAACGCCCACCCAUUUGAGAAUAAAAACUGCUCCAAGUCCAACCAUUAUUCGGGCACCUCCUCAUUUGAGGAUAGGAACCGCUCCGGGGCUAACCAUUAUUCGAACGCCCGCUCAUCUGAGGAUAAAAACUGCUCCAAGCCCAACCAUUAUUCGGGCACCCGCUCAUUUGAGGAUAGAAAGUGCUCCAGGACCAACCAUUGUUCGAACGCCAUCUCAUCUAAAGAUAAAAACUGCUCCAAGCCCAACCAUUAUUCGAGCACCCACUCAUCUAGAAGUGGAAACUCCUCCCCCAACCAUUAUUCAAGCGCCCACUCAUCUAAAGGUGGAAACUCCUCCCAAAACCAUCAUUCAAGCGCCCACUCAACUAAAGGUGGAAACUCCUCCCUCAACCAUCAUUCAAGCGCCCACUCAUUUGGAGCAAAAAACACCUCCGAAAUUGCUCAGACCUAUAAAAGUAGUCCACCAUCCAGUCGCACCAGCAGCAAACCCGCCAUGUUCGAAGUCCUUUUCCAUCCGCGUCGACGCACCGUACACCAUGAAAGUAGGAGAAAAGCUUGUUUUGCCAAUUACAGUGAUCAACCAUAUGCAAGAGGAGCAGCUUAUAACUGUCGAACUCAAACACAACGAUGCAUCGGGAUUCAGCUUUUGGAAGAAGGAUGGAACCAUUAGGGCGAACACUGAUCUCUCUGACAAAAACUACAACAUACGAGCAGUCUCUGUCCCGCCAGGUGGCGAGAAGAUUGUCUAUUUUCCUAUCGUUCCGACCAGAGCUGGCAUGAUAAAUCUAAACGUAGAUGUAAAUAGUCCGCAGACUAGUGGGAGUGUCCAGAAACUACUCAGAGUUGAGCCUGUCGGAUAUCGUGUGGAUCGAAACGUUCCGCUACUGAUAGAUCUUAGCAAAGAUACAAAUUUCGAAAAGAUUGUGCGAUUUAUGUGGCCUAGCGAUGUUGUGGAAGGAUCGCAAGAGGCACGAUUUGAAGUUGUUGGUGACAUCAUGGGUCCACUGCUAGCCAAUGUCGAACAUUUGGUCAAAAUGCCGCAAGGCUGUGGUGAACAAAUCAUGGUCAAUUUUGUGCCAAACAUUGUCGUCGUGCGAUAUUUGAAGGCAACCAAUCGGGGUGAUCUACCGAUAGUGGAAGAAGCUAAGAAGUUCAUGAAACACGGCUACGAACAAGAGCUAACUUUCAGAAGACCCGACAACUCCUUUUCCGUGUUCGGCACAAAAGAUAAAAUGGGUUCGACAUGGUUGACAGCGUUCGUCGUGCGAUCGUUCGCGCAAGCUCGCGAUUACAUCUUUAUCGACCCGACCAUAAUAAACACAGCCAUAGCUUUCCUCAAUCAACAGCAAGAGCCAGAUGGCUCAUUUGCUGAGCAUGGCGAAGUGUACCACAAGGAUGUGCAAGGAGGCGCUAGUCAAGGAGGUCCAGCACUCACAGCUUACGUUGUAGUUUCUCUACUUGAAAAUGGAGUGCGGAAUGAGAAAGCGAUCGCUUAUCUGGAAAAUCAUCUCGAUGAGAUGAGCUCUAAUGCAUAUGCAUUGGCCGUGACCACAUACGCACUAUAUCUUGCAAACAGUCCCAAAAAGGAGAGCGCUAUGGAAGCGCUGGAGAAGCUUAAGAUUGUUGAUAAAGACGGCACAAUACACUGGUCUACAUCGAAAGACGCUGUCAAACCAGAUGACACUACUCAGUAUUUUUAUCAGCCGCACCCAGUUGACAUUGAAACCACAGCCUACGUCUUGUUGAGCUAUAUGCUUGAUGGUGAUGUGGCAAAGGGUCUUCCCAUUGUUCGAUGGCUUACCGCUCAAAGAAACUCUCUCGGUGGCUUUUCAUCUACACAGGAUACUGUUCUUGCUUUGCAAGCUCUUGCCAGCUACGCUGAACGAACAUAUUCGGGAAACACGAAUAUGAUGGUCACUGUGCGCAGUGGUGCUGACAGCCAUACGUUCGCUAUUUCUUCGCUGAAUGCCAUCGAUUUACAGAGCUAUGAGAUACCAAAUGUUGGUUCGGAAGUUGUCAUCAAUGCUAGAGGUAGAGGGACAAUAUUUGUCCAGGUGUCAUACUCUUACAAUCGCAUCUCUCCUCGUGACGAUUCACCGUUUUCCUGCUCAACGAAUUUGAAAGGCAAUGAAAAUAGGUUGCAGCUGGAUCUUUGUAGCUGGUACACUGGAAACGGCAAAUCAGGUAUGGCAGUUGCAGAAGUAGAAGCUUUGACUGGAUUCAAGUUCGACAAGGAGGAAACGGAUAAGCUGCCGAGUAUUAAUGGCGUCCAACGAGUUGAGCUCGAACAUGAUGGCUCUAAAGUGAAUAUCUAUUUCGACCCGCUUGGCGACACGCCUGUUUGCUUGUCAUUGUUUAUGAACAAGGUCUAUAAUGUUUUCGAUCAGAAGCCGGCGCAAAUUAUACUUUUCGACUAUUACAACCCAGAAGAGCAGAUGAGACUUGCUAAUAGUCUCACUUUCGCAUUUAAUCGCCUCCAGCAUUUUCCACCUCGAAUUAUUUGCGAACCUACAAAACAAGCAAAAGUGAGAUUUUCAAUAAAUAUUUGUUUGUUUUUAUCUCGUCUUUCAAUCUAA
Molecule: messenger RNA, 2916 nt
Organism: Cylicocyclus nassatus
Lineage: Eukaryota; Metazoa; Nematoda; Chromadorea; Rhabditida; Strongylidae
Source: the annotation of a GenBank genome assembly